ACUACGUAAUGUGCCGUGCUGCUUAUGGCGGCGCUGGUGACAGUGCUGAAAGCUGUUGGGUAUGAAGUGAAAAAGAAUUGAUUUUGUACCAUCCUGAAACUCCUACUUCAAGUUCAGAUCAAUCAGAAGAAACAAACCAAGGAAAACUGAAGAAACGCCCCCGAGGAACAACCCAAUGGUGCAACGACCCCGAAGACGCGACGGACCUUCACUGCAAUGAAACAAAUGAGCGAACCGUAACAACCAAACAAAGCAACCAAAGACCUCGUGGAAACAGGAACGGGAAACGACUUGGACCGAAGCGAGCGACCGUCGACAUUCACGGAGAAGACAUCUGAUCUGAGACAAGAAGUUUGUGCCUACUCAACAGCUUUGACAAAGCACACGUCCCAACGCUGCUCCAAGCCCUACUCAUCCUCCUCGCACCUCUGACUGCGCCAGGGUGCGGCGAGGGCUGCUGUCUGCUAGUUUAACCUUCUCUCUCAGUUGCCCCCCCACCCCCGUGUCCACCCCCCCAUCUUGCGCUGUUCAUCUUGUCCGAAGAAGUGUCUCCAUACCUGCCUUUUGGUUUUUUACCCCCUCCCCCCCACCUUUUUUUGUUCAUCCCUCCCCUUUUAGGGUGGUCUUUUUUUUCUUUUUCCCCCCCCCCUCUUUCUUUAAUUUUUUUUUUUUUAGUAGAACUUGUGCCAGAAAUCUGAAGCAAGCGAGUGUGUGCGUGCUUAAGAACAAAGAGUAUAAAACAUUGGUUCAGGGUUUGAGGGCCCAGCUCCUAACGGCAUUCCAGGACAUCUACGCAAGUGCCCUUUAGCCCUAAGCCCUCAGUUGAAGAUGGAAAGGGCACAGGCCAAUGCCCCUGCUUCCCCUGCUGCUGCCCCCGCCCCCUCUUCCAUCAGUCAGCCAAUCCCCCGUUCCGCCUCCGUCUCCUGCCACGCCUCUCGUGCAGCAGGAGGGAAGAAGCAUAAGCGUACUCCUUUGUACCAGAGAUCCAUGAGUUUCGACCCGAGCCUGCUACACAGCAACGGCUUCGCCAACGGCACGGGCGCAGGCCUGCGGGAGACGGGCGUGGUGGAGAAGCUGCUCGCCUCCUACGGUUUCAUCCAGUGCUCGGAGAGGCAAGCCCGCCUCUUCUUCCACUGCUCGCAAUACAACGGAAACCUGCAGGAGCUCAAGAUUGGAGACGAUGUGGAGUUUGAGGUGUCCUCUGACAGGCGCACGGGCAAGCCAAUUGCUGUGAAGCUGGUAAAGAUCAAGGCAGAGGUGUUGCCCGAAGAGCGAAUCUCUGGGCAGGUGGGGCCUGACUUGCACGCCUCUCCAUUUACUGUGCUGCAUGGUUAUAUUCAUCCAGUGGUGUCGGCCAUCUCCUGCCAGCUGGAUGGGAAGUCUGCACCCAGCCAGGUCCCCACCGGCAGCGUGUGUUACGAGAGGAACGGGGAGGUGUUUUAUCUCACCUACACCCCUGAUGAUGUGGAGGGCAACAUCCACCUGGACACAGGAGACAAAGUCAGUUUCUACAUGGAGACCAACAAGCACACUGGAGCAGUCAGUGCCCGUAAUGUAGUGUUGGUGAAGAAGAAACAGAUGAGGUGUCAGGGUGUGGUGUGCGCCACAAAGGAAGCAUUUGGUUUCAUUGAGAGGGCGGACGUGGUGAAGGAGAUCUUCUUUCACUACAGCGAGUUCAAGGGCGACCUGGAGACCCUACAGGCUGGAGAUGAUGUCGAGUUCACUAUCAAAGAAAGAAAUGGGAAGGAAGUGGCUACGGACGUGCGUCUGCUCCCCCAGGGCACUGUUAUAUUUGAGGACAUCAGCAUCGAGCAGUUUGAGGGCACCGUUACCAAGGUCAUCCCUAAGGUUCCCACCAAGAAUCAGAAUGACCCGCUGCCGGGACGGAUUUGUGCCAGGAUUAACUUUACCGAGAAGGAACUUCUAUUUGGGGAGAAAGACACCAAAUCCAAAGUGACUCUCCUGGAAGGCGACCACGUCCAGUUCAACAUUUCCACCGACCGCCGGGACAAGCUCGAGCGAGCCACCAACAUCGACGUCCUGCCGGACACGUUCCGCUUCACCAAGGAGGCCCGUGAAAUGGGUGUAAUAGCUGCGAUGCGUGAUGGCUUUGGCUUUAUCAAGUGUGUGGACCGAGAUGCUAGAAUGUUCUUCCACUUCAGUGAGGUCCUGGAGGAGAGCCCACUGCAUAUCUCGGAUGAAGUGGAGUUCACUGUCGUGCCUGACAUGCUGUCAGCCCAGAGGAACCACGCGGUCCGUAUCAAGAAGCUGCCCAAGGGCACGGUGUCCUUCCACACCCAGUCCGAGCAGCGCUUUGUGGGCACGAUAGAUAAGGAAGCGGCAGGCGCGUCUUCCACCAAGAGCGGCGCCAGCCCCAGCAAGGCCAAAGAGAAGAAAAAAGAAAAGGUUAAAGUUGAGAAGGAUGCAGAAGAAGGUGUGAUCGCAUAUGAGGACUGUGGGGUGAAGCUGACCGUGCCGUAUUACAUCAAAGACCUGGAGGCAGGAGUACUCCCUCAACAAGGAGACAAGGUAGAGUUUGCCAUCAGCGAGGUGAAGAGGACCGGCCAGCAGAGUGCCGUCUCCAUCAAGAUCCUCAACCGCACCACCAACACCAAGAGGCUCCUGGGCUUCAUAGCCACUCUGAAGGACAACUUUGGCUUCAUCGAGACCGCAAACCACGACCAGGAGAUCUUCUUCCAUUACAGUGAGAUGUGCGGUGGUGUGGACAGUCUGGACCUGGGCGAUACCGUGGAGUACACCUUAUCUAAAGGGAAGGGGAAUAAAGUCAGUGCAGAGAAGGUCACAAAAGUUCCACCUGUGAAUGGCGUGGGAGAGGACGUUAGCAGUGCUGUGUCUUUGGGGAAGGUGGUGAGGCCCCUGCGGAGCGUGGAUCCCUCUCAGACCGAGUACCAGGGCCUGAUUGAGGUCACAGAAGAAGGCUCCAGUAGGGGGCAGUGUUACCCGUUUGGCAUUGUGGGCAUGGCCAAUAAAAGCGACUGCCUGCAGAAAGGGGAGCUAGUGAAGUUCCAGCUGUGCACGGUGGUUCAGACCGGGCAGAGAAUGGCCUGCAACGUCGUCCCACAGCGCCGCGCACUGGUGGAGUGCGUGAAAGACCAGUUCGGCUUCAUCACGUACGAGGUGGGUGAGAGCAAGAAGCUGUUCUUCCACAUGAAGGAGGUGCAGGACGGCCUGGAGCUUCAGGCCGGUGACGAGGUGGAGUUCUCGGUCAUCCUGAACCAGCGCACGGGCAAGUGCAGUGCCUGCAACGUGCGCAGAGUCAGCGAGUGUCCUAAACCGGUGGCAACGCCUCGACCUGACCGGCUGGUGAAUCGCUUGAAAAGCAUCACCUUGGAUGACGCUAGUGCCCCUCGUCUGGUUAUCAUUAGACAACCACGGGGCCCGGAUAACUCAAAGGGCUUCAAUAUGGAGAGGAAGCCUCGCCAGGCUGGCGUGAUUGACUGACUACUGUCUGCUGCUCCUCCCUCUCUGCAAUGACUACAGCACCUCAGAGAACAGAAGCAAUCAAGCCUAAAGGACGGGGAUGGGUUUUGCACUGUUAAACACCAAUAAGACACAUGGAGUCACACCUAGGCACACCCACUUACCCACCCAUACACCAAUCAGCAUGUACACACCACCUCCCUGUCCCAGAAUCCCUUCCAAAAGAGUCCACUCAUCUCGUCUGACCUUUUCAUGUUAGUGUGGUGAUUGCGAGCUUGUCAUCGAUGCGAAUUCCCUGGUUGUGUGUAUGUGUAUGUUCCGUGUGAGUUACGUAUCGAGUAUUUAAAAAAAACAAACAAAAAAAAAAAAGGUAUGAGAAUGGAACGUGUUGAAGACCAUGUUGGAAAAAACCCGUUUUGUGGUCCAGCCCUGCCUAUGGAAGUCAGGCAUGGCGACUGCGAGGUGGUUAAUCUGUUCCAACCUCAGAGCAAAGUGGAAAUGUCUGGAAUUCUGUGCCUGCUCCUUUUGUCUCCACCUAUCUUCCCCGCGGAAGUGGGAGUGAGCCAUUUGGAUAAUUUGGGAUAACUUUGGUUCUUUCUGUCCUCUCAGUGCAAACCCACUCACCAUGUCAAGUAUGUCUCUUCCAGAUUGAGUCCUUCACUCUUUCAGGUGGUUGAUCUAUUAAUUUGGUUCAUUUCAUGAAAUGUUUUGUCCUGUGGGUCACCCCCCCCCCUUUUUUUUUUUUUUUUUCUUUUCUUUUACUGCUCAUUCGUUCAAUGCACAUUUCCAAGCCACUCGGGUCUGAAACAACGCCGUGUUGUAGACUAAGACUGCUUCUGUGUGUGAUGUUUGUGUAACUGAUUUGAUUUGUUUGAUUUUUUUUUUUUUUUUUUUUCCAAUCAAGUUUGAUUUGGUUCCGUUAAUUCUGUAUGCGUUUUGAAAGGUUUUUCCCCCCCAGCCUUGGUUUCCCAAACUCCGUUACCUUUGUUUCAGGUGCAGAAUUCCUAAUGGCAUCUAGCGUCCUGCAGUCCUUUUACACUCUGCCCCUUUCUUCCUUUGCACACCGUAUUUUUCUUACUUUCAUCUUUUUUUUAAUUUUUUUUUUUUUUAUUCUAUUUAAACUGUCUGCUAAUAAGUAAAAUAAAGUAAGAUUAAGGUGCCUAAAGUCUAUAAAUGAAACAAAUGACAAUAGAUGUAUACUCUAUCCACAGCUGGUCACCAAAAUAUACCAACAGUUUUAGGGUGUCUCUUUCUUUUUUUUUUAACCCCCUGCCCCCCCCUUUUCCCUCCAAGUAGAAUUAAACUGGUCUGCAUCCCAAAUAAGCGUGGAUAAAUGAUCCUAUAUGUAACGUGUGCGUUUUACUUAGUGGGAGGUUCAAAAUCCAGAAUAAAACCAAGUUGUGUAAUGUGAGAAAUGAAAGUGGAAUAUAAAACACAAGGUUCCAUCUGAAAUCUCAAAGAUCAGGAUUUCAAUUAUUUUGUGGAUAGAGACUUUGCUGUGCUUCUUACUGAAAAUCAGAAUAUUACUGUUAUGAACCUUCUCUGGAGAUCAGUGGGUUACUGUUGAACCACAUGUUCUCCUCUAUACUUUUGUUAAUGGUCUUGAAUGAAAUAAACGUUUUAUGAAAUUCA
Molecule: messenger RNA, 5073 nt
Organism: Electrophorus electricus (electric eel)
Lineage: Eukaryota; Metazoa; Chordata; Actinopteri; Gymnotiformes; Gymnotidae
Gene: csde1
Product: cold shock domain containing E1, RNA-binding
Molecular function (GO): nucleic acid binding
Source: RefSeq, a predicted model, not a curated record